Molecule: messenger RNA, 965 nt
Organism: Vicugna pacos (alpaca)
Lineage: Eukaryota; Metazoa; Chordata; Mammalia; Artiodactyla; Camelidae
Source: RefSeq, a predicted model, not a curated record
AACACAGGAACUGGCCAAGGCCUAUAAAAGGUCCAGGGGGAACAAGCAGACCUAACUCAGAAACUUUUCCAAGCACCCAAAUUCUCAGCCCAGCUUCUGACAUCAUGGCCUGUUGCUCUACCAGCUUCUGUGGAUUUCCCACUUGUUCCACUGGUGGGACCUGUGGCUCCAGCUGCUGCCAGCCAACCUGCUCCCAGACUAGCUGCUCCCAGCCAACCUGCUGCCAGACCAGCUGCUGCCACUGCUCCCAGCCAACCUGCUGCCAGACCAGCUGCUGCCAGCCAACCUGUUCCCAGCCAACCUGCUCCCAGACCAGCUGCUGCCAGACCAGCUGCUCCCAGCCAACUUGCUGCCAGACCAGCUGCUGCCAGACCAGUGGCUGCGAGAAAGACUGUGGCAUCAGUGGUACCACAGGCUGUGUCCAGGAAGGUGACAGCAGAGCUCUGAGCUGCCGCACCAGGUGGUGCCACCCUGACUGCCACGUGGAGGGCACCUGCCUGCCUCCCUGCUGUGUGGUGAGCUGCACCCCACCAACCUGCUGCCAGCUGUACCUCGCCCAGGCCUCCUGCUGCCGCCCAUCCUACUGUGGACAGUCCUGCUGCCGCCCAGCCUGCUGUUGCCGCUGCUGUGAGCCCACAUGCUGUGAGCCCACCAGCUGUGAGCCCACCUGUUGAAAACCUUCUGAUGGGAAUUCUGAGAAAGUGGCACUGAAAAAUUAGCCAAUGUAGAGUCCCAACAAACUUCUGAGCUCUAAUACCCAUAACCCAGCUUGCAACCUCAUGUCACAUGGCUAUGUAAAUUCCCUAAGAUGGAAAUUUAUAAAAUAUUUCAUAAACCUGGAUAGCAACAGAAGUCCUACAAUGUGAAAAGGGAUGUGUAAUACUUCUCUAUAGAUAUCAUCUGAAAUGUUUCAACAGCUCAUUGGGUUGUGGAUUUAAUAAAAUUUUUCAUUCUUCAGUGAUGAA